AUGGCUGAGCAAUUUGCGGAAUGUAAUUUGAAGGCUUUUUUUGUAUCAAAUGUUGCGGAGCACGUCUUACAUAUGAAAUUAUUUAAGGAGGCGGAAACGGAAGAUGAUGACGAUAAUGAUGCAGUAGCUAUCCGAUCAUUUCCGCGUGGUUUAUGCCAACGGCGAUGUGAUGCUAAAUUUGCCGGACAGCUAAAUACCUGA
Cercopithifilaria johnstoni is the source of this 201-nucleotide messenger RNA. NCBI's taxonomy places the organism in Eukaryota, Metazoa, Nematoda, Chromadorea, Rhabditida, Onchocercidae. The record is from the annotation of a GenBank genome assembly.